Archocentrus centrarchus (flier cichlid) is the source of this 1166-nucleotide messenger RNA. RefSeq lists its product as uncharacterized. The transcript has 6 exons. Lineage: Eukaryota; Metazoa; Chordata; Actinopteri; Cichliformes; Cichlidae. Bases 309 to 1082 code for a protein of 257 amino acids. The record is from RefSeq and is a predicted model, not a curated record.
CAGAAAUGUUGCCCAUGUUGGGUAAUAAAAAGCUGGCGGGGCUACUUAUGAUUUGCCAUUACCAGUGACAUAAAAACUUCUAAUCCUUCCUUUAGUUGAAAGUGUGAAAUCAAAAAGCAUUAAAUGUAUUUACAGUUUAUAUAGUAAAUAUUAUUAGCACAGUGAUUUAUAAUAUCAAGCCAGGUUACUAUAAACACACUAAAUGCCUCAUGUUUAUGAAAAUUUAUAAUGUUGCACUGUACAGCUGCUCAAUACAGGAAAAUAAGAAGGAACUAGAAGUAUAGAGGAAGUGCAGUAUACCACUUCCUAUGUUGUCAGCCAUUAGAAAAAACAAAAAAAAACGCCUGACCCAAGGAAUCAUGAGAUCAUUCAGAAUCUUUCAAGCCACGGACAUGGAUCGGUUGGUUUGGCUUUCUCUUCUGGUCAGCCACCUGCUUGUCGCAGUUGGCAAAACUAAAGCUGAUAGCUGCAUAUCACAAACAAAGAGGACAAUCUGGAAGAAAGUGGGACAAGAAGUUGAUCUCCACUGUAAAAUCAGUCCCAACUGCUCAGCUGAAGAUCUGGAUUUUGACUGGUUUACUUUCAAAGAAAAAAUCCACCUACGUCUCAAUCUGGUCGACAACCACAAAUACCGUCAGGAUGGACGUUUUUUAAAAAUUUACUCACUUGAUGCAAAUGACAGUGGGAUCUACUACUGUGCUGCAUCGCCACGUGCGGGGUGCUGCACCCAGCACGUCGGGCAGAGUUCAACUCUUGUAGUGAGAGAAAAUGUUAAAAUAAUGGUGAGAACCAUUCUUCUGUGGUUAUCGUUUGUCCUCUUGGCCAUCUACAACUUAGCGAUAGUGAUGUUUAUCCUUCUAAAGAAGUAUGGCUACAAUAUGAAUAUCUGCAGAAAGACAUCCAGAAAUGACAAGAAAAAAAAAACCAAAAAAAAUAUACAGUUCCAAGAUGUGCUGCAAGAAAUGCACAGCAAGAGAAACCUGAAGAAAAACAAACAAACAGCAAGCAGAAGUUCUCCUGAAGUCGAGGGUGCAAGCAGCGACUUCCAGAGCUCUUCUGAUGACAUCUAUCAAAAUGUCUAAGUGCCAUUCAGGGAAAUGAUAUGAUGAAUUCAGACGCCAUCAAACACCUGCUGGAUGAUGCUGCUCCGAGACUGAGGAAACAAG